AUGGCUGAGUUUAUGAGCGUUCGAAAGUCGGUAAAGAUGACUCAUGAAAUGGUUGGAGGCUAAAUCUGUAUUUUUACAAUGUCUGUUCCACCCAGGUGGCAAAACUGUCCAAGAAAAAGCAAUCUGAUUGCAGAUCGAUUUCUUGCAUUUAAAACAUUCUUGGAUAGUCGUUAUGAUGCCGAAGUGCCUGAAGAAAAUCGAUGGCAGCUGCCAAUGUUGUUGGGUUAUCUUGCUAGAUAUAAGAAAACCCUUGGCUUGGUAAUUGAUCUGACAAAUACCUCCAGAUUCUACAACAGGAAUGAUUUGGAUGAUGCUGGGAUAAAAUACAUCAAAAUUAACUGCAAAGGUCAUGGCGAAGCACCUAAUGUGGAACAGACCAAUAACUUUAUCAGAACUUGUUCAAAAUUUUGGAAUGACGAACCUGAGAAGAUCAUAGGCAUUCACUGCACCCAUGGUUUCAACAGAACUGGAUUUUUAAUUAUCUCGUAUCUUGUCCAAGUUUUGGAAUGGAGCUUGGAAGCUGCUAAUCAAGUUUUUUUGCAGAACCGAUCUCCGGGAAUAUAUAAGCAACAUUAUCUUGACGACCUCUGCAAACGCUAUGACGAGAGCGAAAGCCUGCAGGCGCCCGAACUGCCUGAGUGGUGCCUGGAAGAAGAGGAGGGAAGCGACAACGAGGCAGAAAAUGGUGGACAGGAGAAUGAUGCUGGGGCCGAUGGCAGCAGACCCGACGGAGGCCGUAAAAGACAAAGAAGAGAAUUCAAAACUAGUGAAGCGAAAUUCAUGGACGGAGUUACUGGCAUCACCGUUGCCCCACAACCAACUUUUGGCGAUAUUCAACGCGCAUGUCAAGAUAUCUGUGGUUGGGAAAGAAGCGGGUUUCCCGGGAGUCAGCCCGUCUCAAUGGACGUCCACAAUAUCGGAUUUUUGAACAAGAAACUCUACCGUGUCACAUGGAAAGCUGAUGGAGUCAGAUAUAUGAUGUACAUCAAGGGACUUCACGAGAUAUAUUUGAUAGACAGGGACAACGCUGUCUUUGAGGCACCUCAACUAACGUUUCCUCAAAGAAAAGUCCCUCAUUCUCACGUUCAGGACACUUUACUGGAUGGGGAAUUGGUGAUGGAUAAAAAUGACGACCAAUUGACGCCGAGAUAUCUAAUCUACGAUAUCGUCAGGUUUCAGGGCCAGGCCAUCGGAAAGAUGUCUCAUGACGUGAGAAUGAGGUGUAUCGAUAUUGAUAUUAUUGGACCGAGAAAUAACGCGGUGAAGGCUGGGACUUUGGACAAAAGAAAUGAACCGUUUAGUAUUCGAAGCAAACAAUUUUUUCCCGUAGAGAAAUCUGAAUGGAUUUUAAAGGAAUUUUCUCCUAAGCUCACUCACGAAACAGAUGGAUUGGUAUUCAAUGCAGUUGAUGAGGAAUACAUUCCGGGACCAUGUCCUGGUCUCCUCAAAUGGAAACCUCACACAUUGAAUUCAGUGGAUUUUCAACUGCACAUUACAACUGUUCAACAGGAAGGUUGUUUGAAAGAGAAAGUUGGGGCGUUGCGAGUUGGGGGCUAUGAUCAAGCGGUUGGAUUUAUUAAAAUCACGAAUGAAUUAAAAAAUCUGGACAAGAAAAUCAUUGAAUGUACCUACAAUGGUAAAGAAUGGGUCUUCAUGAGACAGCGCGAAGACAAGAGUUACCCAAACAGCUACGCUACCGCACAAAGUGUUUGUCAGAGUAUCAAGAAGCCUGUGACCCAAGAAUGGUUGCUGGAGGUGGUGCAGAAACACAGAUUUCGACCAAACCAUCAUGGCGGACACGCUCAUGGCCAGCACUCGGCCACAACAACAAGAUGAGAUUUUACACUUUUUACUCAUUCUGUAUAGUCAGUAAACUAGGGACUAUGCAGUCGUUCAUACUGUAGACUAUAGCUGUGUAUAUAAAUAGGACACUGAGAGGGAUUAGGGAAUAGUGUCCUGUUAUUGAUUGCCAGAAAACGGCUUUCUUGUACAGUUGCAAUUUUAACAUUUCUUAUCGAGCCCAUUUUUUUCGCCGUUUUGGGUAGCGAAAUAAAACACUACGUAUCACGGUGUCUGGAAAUUAUAUAGUGAUCUUAAGAUCUACGACGUCAGCUUCGAUGGCGAUGCCAGCUAAUGAUGAGUAAAAAGAACCAUGGAGGAAGUCCCAUGGGAGUUUAGCGUAAUUGCUGUUUACAAGUCGGUAAUGCAAAUCAUUUUAUCUCAUAUGGAUGCAUGCCUUAUGUAACAGAACUUUUUCUGAGCUCGCCUGCUAGUCCUUUUCGAAAUGGCCGCCAAAAAUUCUUCAACAAAAUCCAUAAACAUUGGCAAUGUUUCCGCAGAAUGUGUUCAUUUUCUCUUUCAAAAAUAAUUACGUUGUAUUUCCCCACUAAAAUGUUUGUUUUCGAAAUUAUAUGUACUACAAAUUCCACAAUUUGUAUAUAAAAACUAAACAUUCGUGCACGUUUGGUAUGUCCAGGAUUUAUUUAAAACCUUCACAGCCAGGUGGUGCAACUUCAAUUUCGAUUUAGCAGAACAAACCUUCCCACCUUUGCUCGUUUUGUUUUUACCUUUAUUAUUGUACUAAAUUCAUAAGAUUGAUAAUAGACAAGUUUUCUUUUCCGACCAUUAAUUUGAAAGAGUUUAUAUUCGUCGUUGGCGUUGUCGUCGUGUUGCCGUCCUAAAUCUUAUGCAUCAUUAUAUACAAUAAGUUGAAUAAUCUAAUUUUUUAUAUGGAAGCAAGUGCAUUUAUUUUUCUCUGUAAGAAUGCUUCCCUUCAAACCAUAAGCACUAUAGAAAUGACCAAAAACACAGUCUGAAUUUUAUUGCUCAAUGACAAAGCUACACGGAAUUUUUCUUUGUCCUUUAUCGUACAUUUCGUACAUUGUAAAUUUGUUCGACGUGGGUUCUUUAUCUAUUUAACCAAUAGAUACAUUUACCGCGUUUUCUGUGUAGUAAUAGUUAAAAGACAGGUUAAACGGAUGGUGUCUAAGUAAAAACAGAAAAGGGAAUAAUCUUAAAUUAAAGGGUUAUGUAGAACGGAGACUUCUGUCGACUUUCCUGAAUGUCCUUCAAAAGAGGUUUUAUACAUAGUGUAGAGAUAUAGUGUCAUUUAGCGAUUACAUAGAUAGUGUGUUUCCUAGUCGAUCGUAUAUUUAUUUUGAAGAAAACUUCAUGUAAAUUAUAAUAUAUAUAAACCUUAAGAACGGCGUUAUCGUUUCACUGCGUUGUAUAUUAGGGAGGUUAAGAUCGACUUCCGCUACGAGUACCGAUACCAAUACUCAGUCACGCGCAUGCGCAGACGUAAAAAUCGUCCAAAAUGUGAUAACACUGGAAGUCGCGAGUAUCGUUUUGGGGCUGA
This is a messenger RNA of Dendronephthya gigantea, 3358 nucleotides long. Its product is annotated as mRNA-capping enzyme-like. The transcript is spliced from 17 exons. The record is from RefSeq and is a predicted model, not a curated record. Gene Ontology annotation, biological process: protein dephosphorylation; 7-methylguanosine mRNA capping. NCBI's taxonomy places the organism in Eukaryota, Metazoa, Cnidaria, Anthozoa, Malacalcyonacea, Nephtheidae. The coding region runs from base 79 to 1836 and encodes 585 amino acids. Gene Ontology annotation, molecular function: ATP binding; protein tyrosine/serine/threonine phosphatase activity; mRNA 5'-triphosphate monophosphatase activity.